Suillus subaureus is the source of this 1260-nucleotide messenger RNA. RefSeq names its product Metalloenzyme, LuxS/M16 peptidase-like protein. The coding region runs from base 1 to 1260 and encodes 419 amino acids. Gene Ontology annotation, cellular component: mitochondrion. Gene Ontology annotation, molecular function: metal ion binding. NCBI's taxonomy places the organism in Eukaryota, Fungi, Basidiomycota, Agaricomycetes, Boletales, Suillaceae. The record is from RefSeq and is a predicted model, not a curated record. The transcript has 5 exons.
AUGCUUGCAAGAAGAGCGUCGGCCUUCGCGCGCAGCUUCGCCACUGUCGUCGACAAUGCCGGAGUCAAGGUCGCAGCCAUCGACAACGGUCAACCCACCACUGCUGUCACCUUCCUCGUUAAGGCCGGCAGCCGAUACGAGCCCAAACCUGGUGUCGCGCAUACGCUGAAAAACUUUGCUUUCAAGAGCACUGCCAAAAGGUCGGCAUUGGGCACGGUCAGAGAAAGCGAGUUGUACGGCGGCAUCCUCUCUGCAAGUCUGUCCCGUGAAUAUUUGGCACUCACUUCCGAGUUCUUGCGCGGUGAUGAGUCAUUCUUUGUCGACGUCAUGUCUUCCUUCCUCACGUCUAGCAAGUUCCAGCGACAUGAGUUCCAAGAGUACGUCCUCCCUGUAGUCGAAGCCGAGAGCACCGCUGCCUCGCGAAACCCCGCAACGCACGCACUCGAACUUGCACACUCGCUCGCGUUCCGUUCUGGUCUCGGUUCCUCCCUCUUCGCGUCCCCACACAGUCAUGUCUCCCUCGAUGACGUCAAGGAAUUCGCAGCUCGUGCAUUCAGCAAGGGCAACAUCGCUAUUUUGGGUACCGGCAUCGACUCAGCUGCGCUUACACAGUUAGUCGAGAGAACGCUUGCGGGCGCGUCUGUAGGCAAUGUGGCUGCUGAGAGUAAACCAUCGACAUACUUUGGUGGUGAGACGCGGGUGGAGUCACAUGGGGGUCCUGAGACUGUGUUUAUUGGCUUUGGUGCUGCUGGCCCUGUGGACCCUGCACUUGCUAUCCUUUCUGCGCACCUCUCGCCUCAGCCAUCCGUCAAGUGGUCGCAGGGUCUUUCACCUAUUUCUGCUGCUAUUCCGCAGGGGACGUCAGUGCAGCCUAUUAUUAUGCCAUAUUCGGACGCAACACUUUUCGGUCUGCUUGUCCAGGGCUCGACCGCCGAGGGGGUGAAAGAGGCUGCCAAGGUUGCCACCAAGGCAUUGAAGGAGUCGGCGGGCCUCAAGGGUGAUGCACUUAAAACGGCUGUGGCUAAAGCCAAGUUUGCUGCUGCCAGCUCUCUAGAUGGUCGUGAUGGGAUUUUAGGCGCUCUCAGUACCAAGGUUUUUGUCAACUCGGACGCUUCAAUUGAAGCUACGCUAGCGUCAAUAGACAAGGUUGAUGCUACUGCAUUCUCGAAGUCUGUCGCUGCGAUCACGAAAGCCAAACCUACGUUUGUAGCUAUUGGGAGUGUGCAGGCAUUACCGUUCGCAGAUGAAGUGGGCCUUUGA